AUGCCACCGUCGCCUGGCUGGGGCCUGCUCGGGCUCGGUCUAGUCCUGGCCUCCGUCAGCGCGGCCCUCGAGUCUGCAGUGCAGGGGAACUCGGUCACAGAUGCUCGGAAUGUCCUUGUCAUUGUUGUGGAUGACCUGCGCCCCACCCUGGGUUGUUAUGGGGACAAGCUCGUGAGGUCCCCAAACAUCGACCAGCUGGCAUCCCACAGCCUGCUCUUCCAGAAUGCCUUUGCCCAGCAAGCAGUGUGCGCCCCGAGUCGCGUGUCCUUCCUCACCGGGAGGAGGCCUGACACCACCCGCCUCUACGACUUCAACUCCUACUGGAGGGUGCGUGCUGGAAACUUCUCCACCAUCCCCCAGUACUUCAAGGAGAAUGGCUAUGUGACCAUGUCGGUUGGAAAAGUCUUUCACCCUGGAAUAUCUUCCAACCACAGUGAUGAUUAUCCGUAUAGCUGGUCCAUCCCACCUUACCAUCCCUCCUCAGAGAAGUACGAAAACACCAAGACCUGCAGGGGGCGAGACGGAGAGCUCCAUGCCAACCUACUUUGCCCCGUGGAUGUGGCGGACGUGCCUGAGGGCACCUUGCCUGACAAGCAGAGCACCGAGCAAGCCAUCCAGUUGUUGGGAAAGAUGAAAACGUCGGCCAGGCCUUUCUUCUUGGCUGUUGGGUACCAUAAGCCGCACAUCCCCUUCAGAUACCCCAAGGAGUUUCAGAAGUUAUAUCCCUUGGAGAACAUCACCUUGGCCCCUGACCCCCAGGUACCUGCUGGCCUACCCCCUGUGGCCUACAACCCCUGGAUGGACAUCAGGCAGCGGGAGGACGUGGAAGCCUUGAACAUCAGUGUGCCCUAUGGCCCCAUUCCUGCAGACUUCCAGCGGCAGAUCCGCCAGAGCUACUUCGCCUCCGUCUCGUAUCUGGACACGCAGGUCGGCCGCCUUUUGAGAUGGUCUCUUGGUGAGCAUGGAGAAUGGGCCAAAUACAGCAACUUUGAUGUCACUACUCGCGUGCCUCUGAUGUUCUAUGUUCCCGGAAGGACGGCUGUGCUUCCGGAGGCGGGGAAGCAGCUUUUUCCUUACAUCGAUCCUUUUGAUCCCAUUUCAGAAUUGAUGGAGCCAGGCAGGCAAGUGGAGGAACUCGUGGAACUAGUGUCUCUCUUCCCUACGCUCGCUGGACUUGCAGGGCUGCCCAUUCCACCCCGCUGCCCCGUUCCCUCCUUUCACGUUGAGCUCUGCAGAGAAGGCCAGAACCUUCUGAAGCAUUUUCAGUUUCCCGACUUGGAGGAGGAUGCGUACGUCCGUGGUGGUCCCCGCGAGUCCAUUGCCUACAGCCAGUACCCUCGGCCUGCAGACUCCCCUCAGUGGAAUUCUGACAAACCAAGCUUAAAAGAUAUCAAGAUCAUGGGCUAUUCCAUCCGUACAGUAGACUAUAGGUACACGGUGUGGGUUGGCUUCGAUCCUGAAGAAUUUCUGGCUAAUUUUUCAGACAUCCAUGCGGGGGAGCUCUAUUUUGUGGAUUCUGACCCGUGGCAGGAUCAUAAUGUGUAUAAUGACUCCCAAGGUGGAGAACCCCGCCCAGUGUGGAGGCUGCCUUGA
Molecule: messenger RNA, 1593 nt
Organism: Orycteropus afer afer
Lineage: Eukaryota; Metazoa; Chordata; Mammalia; Tubulidentata; Orycteropodidae
Gene: IDS
Product: iduronate 2-sulfatase
Exons: 9
Coding region: 1-1593 (530 amino acids)
Molecular function (GO): iduronate-2-sulfatase activity
Source: RefSeq, a predicted model, not a curated record